Leptomonas pyrrhocoris is the source of this 1620-nucleotide messenger RNA. RefSeq lists its product as hypothetical. The record is from RefSeq and is a predicted model, not a curated record. NCBI's taxonomy places the organism in Eukaryota, Euglenozoa, Kinetoplastea, Trypanosomatida, Trypanosomatidae. Gene Ontology annotation, biological process: tRNA wobble adenosine to inosine editing. Bases 85 to 1620 code for a protein of 511 amino acids. Gene Ontology annotation, cellular component: nucleus; cytoplasm. Gene Ontology annotation, molecular function: tRNA-specific adenosine-34 deaminase activity. The transcript has a single exon.
GGAACGAUUUUCGUUUUUCUUUGUUUGCCUUUGCAGUGCGGCUUCUCGCAGUGGAGGAAAUAAAACAACGCAUCAUCUUCGGCAAUGGAGGAGGUUGUCCUCUGCGAGCCGGACUUCACGUGCACCGCCGCAUUGGUGCUCACCAUCACCCAACCAAAACUGGCGCAAUCGCUGCUCCGUCUUGCGAAUCAACACUGCCCUUUGGAGGAGUACGGGGACCAUUUGAAGCGACUCCGCCCGCGACCAUCGCAGAAGCCGACGGCCCCAUCCACAUCUGACGCCCCCUCUUCGACGCCUCUGCCAGAUAAGGGUGAAGAUUCUCCUUCCUUGGCAAACUCACCUGUGUGCUUGGAGCUUCUUUUGGCGGUGCAAGAGCCACGUGUCGAUGCAACAGCGGCGUUCGCACAGGCACAAGGAAGGUCGCGCGUAAGCCCAAUGCCAGGGACAGCAGCGUGGCCCAUCACACUCGAAAAGGAGUCGCUGAGUGUCUCGCAAGCACAAGAACUUCUCGCAGAACGCGCGCUGCCGACGCAAGCGAGACAGUUGCAGACUUUUGUAGAAGCUGCUGCCCCUGUUCUUACCCCGGCUACAAGAACGGGCAGCACCACCUCUACAGAGUCUUCCACGGCCCGCUAUGAGAGCACGGGCAACGGUUCUGCCUUUUCGUUUCGCGUUCUUCUCGUGCCCGCCUCGGCGCCUCGGCAGAACCCUUCCGUGUGGGCGUGCGCAAACGUGCGUUGGCCGUUGGCUGUGCCGAAACCGCGUCCGCCGGCCCCGCCUGCACCGUCGCUGACGCAGCAGGUGUGUGAGGACAUGCAGCGGCACGUCUUCCCGCUCUGUCGCGGAAGGCGGUGUGUUCUUGACCUUCGACAGCAAUGGACACGCGUUCAUCGAGACGGCCGGCGCGAGGUGGAAAUGCGAAACGGCGGGACGAGAGGCGGGGUGCACGCUCGUGCGGGAGCCGGCGAUGACGCGCCGAGUGGAUACGAUCUGCUGGACAUCGUGGCGGUGGUGAUGGAUCCCAUUACAAAGGAGGUGCUCGCGACCAGCGCCGGGUGCAGCUCGAUGCGUGUGGACAACCCCAUCGCCGUAGCACCCUAUUGCGGUCACGCGAUUGCGCGACAUCAGCGAGAAGAGGAAAUGGAGGAGCAUCUGAUUUCCGCAAAAGAACCGUCGAGGCAGCGGCCGCGGCGGGAACAGCCACGUAUCGUGCUGGAGCACCCCGUUAUGUACGCACUGAAGCAACUCGCCGCCGCAGCACACCAGCAGCAGCGGCAGCGUCACGGAGACGACCACCACGGAACAGGGACGGAAAAAGAGGAGGAAAGCAUCGCAUCGUCUGAGGCAGCAGACGGGCCUCGCCAAGUGGACAGCAGUCGGCCCUACCUUGCGAAUGGGCUUGAUUUGUAUGUGACACACGAGCCGUGCGUGAUGUGUGCCAUGGCCCUCGUCCACAGCCGCAUCCAGCGCGUCUUCUUUCUUUUCCCCAAUCCAGUGCACGGCGGCCUCGGUGGGCGUUACCACGUCCACGGCAUCCCGUCGCUCAAUCAUCACUUUCAAGCAUUUUGCUGCACGAAGGCCGCGGAGUCGUACACACAAGGCGAACAUGCGGUGGUGUGA